GUUUGCCUAGUCUGGGCUUGUCCCUCCCUUCCGUGUGUGGCAGGCUUGUCCUGACGGGCCUUCCCUCCCAGCUUCAAAAAGGGAGUGCCUGGCUUCCUUCUCCCACUUUCCCCAGGAAGGCACAGCUGGCUGGAUCUAUGCGGAGGGAGGCAGCCGGAAAGUGAGGAAGGAGCUGCCAUGGGUAGGUUUCAGGGGCCACCUACAGGGAAUGGGGCUGGAGCUGGAAUGAUUUCUUUAUUGCCUGGGUUUUCCAGAUGACAAAUCUCACAGGUGCUGCCAGCUGCGCUGGCCGCCACGUCUUACACAGCUGUGUGAUGGCAUACAGUUCUGUAGGAUCACAUUUCCUGUGAACGCUACAAUUGAUACAUAACAUUGAAUUGGCUCACUGCUUCAUGCUCUGGCAGGUCAAUGAUUAAAGGGCAUUAUUUUUGUAAAAUAGGUGAGUUUAAUGUGAGUCAAAGGGGAACGGCUAUAAUGUAUAUGUGGUGGUGGUGUUGUGGCUGCGGGGGGGGGGAGGAUUUAGAUUAAUUUUUUUUUAGCAUUUUGAGUGUCUGAGGAUUACACGGUCUGUUCCAGAGCAAACACAGUGUGGGCACAGGGUGCCCACUGCCAGGCCCACUUCAGUGGAGCUUACCUCUGACUCCACCCCAAUGGGGGUCCCACCUUCUCCACUGAAGUGAUGAAACUGAACUUGCUGGGGGAGGGUUCUGUGUGUGCCUGCAUGCUUGGCAUACCAGGGAAACGAGAAUCCCUGCACCCUCAGGUAACUGCUAGGACAGAGCAAAAAGAAAGGUAAAUCAGGCCUAAUUGUUACUGAUGUAACUGUUACUAAGGCAUAAUUAAUAAAAGGGUCCCUGCCCCCACUUUUACUGAUGGUUCCCCUUGGCCGCAGUCUCUGUCAGAACAUCACUGGGGCUCUCUGCCUCCAUCCAGGACCCCCCUGGCGCAGCCAGGUCUCCCUCUGAACUUUUUACCUGGCUAAAGAGCUUGGCUUGGCCUUCAGUGUAUGUUCAGUGCUUGAAUUUGACAGGGAGAGGCAGAGAGGGUCUGGCCAGCCCCUUUUUCCUCAUUCAGGCUUCUGGUUUUAGCAGAGUACUGUGUGAGAUUCGGCUACCAUUGGGAGGAGUCGGAGCUUAUCCACUUACCUUUCCUUCGCUCUUUCCAGACACAGUCCGCGCUUUAAAGCUCCAUGUCCAAGCACCCCACUUUUUUGCUUUCCUCACAAAAACCCACUCUUUAAAGCUCAGUUGGAGCAAACAGCAAUAUGUGGAAAACCAAAAUUGAUGUUUGAUCUGAUUGUGCCCUAAAGAGCAGGUUAUCGUGGGGGCAAGUCUAGGUCAAAAAUGAAGAAACCAUGCUUGGGCAAGGAGCUUUUAAGCAUGGACCUGUGCCUAGAUAAAAUGGGGCAAAAGGUUAAUGUGGAUAAGCCCCCAGAGAGUAGGGCUUGUGGAUUUGGCGAAGGCUGCUCUCUGUCCUGCCUUACUGCACCCCCAGGAGAAAGAACUUAGGAUGUACCAUCUGAUUCCUGGGGUCCACUUAAGGUUGCUUUGGGGACCAGCUGGAAGUUGAUGCACUGGUCACUGGCUGGCCACUGCUGCUUUAUGGAAGGGGCCCCAGCCUCACAACCCUGUGAAGCUGCUGCUUCUGGGACAAGGGAAGUAAAUACCAGUCACCUGUUUGGAAAAGGUUAGGCCAACUAGGUGGCCUUCAGAUAUUUUGGGCCACAGGUCCCAUCAGCCCCAGCUGGCUGUUGCCAUCCAUAACUGCUUCUUGUGAAUGGUUUCCUGCCCCAUUCCAGGUGCCUAUACAAUAAUCUCAGCAAUAUUAAAUUAUCACCAAUUAUAACAGUUAUCCUUGUUUAACAUACACUUAAGCUCUAAUUAUCACAGACCGCUUUUUUUUUUUUUUUUACAUUGCACUGCCAUUCAACUCCCACUUCAUGGUUUGUAUCCAACAUUAGGCCACAUUUGCACCAUACAUUUAAAGCAAUAUGGUACCACCUUAAACAGUCAUGGCUCCCUUCAAAGAACACUUGGUGCUGUGGUGCUGUGGUCUGUUGAGUGCAAUUCCAGGCGUUAUUAAACAAUCAACCCCCCUUCCCAGGGAACUCUGGGAAUUGUAACUCUGAGAGAGAUAUGGGUCUCAACCUUCAUAACAAGCUACAGCUCCCAGGAUUCUUUCGAGGAAGCCAUGAAGUUUUUAAAGUGGUAUCAUAGUGGAGAUUGUGGAGGCUUUUGAGCAGAGGCUGGAUGGACAUCUGUCAUGGGUGCUUUAGUUUAGAUUCCUGCAUUGCAGGGGGUUGGACUGGAUGACCCUUGGGGAUGCUUCCAGCUCUACAAUUCCAACCGUACAAUGUACGGUAUGAAUGUGGCCUUAGACUGCAGUGCCAGAUUUAAGGUGGUGCAAUCAGUUUCCCUGCACAGGGUGCUGAUCUGAGGGGGUGCAAAAUAGUGCGCUUGAGAGUAUGCAGAGAAUGGAAGGUAAGAGGUGUGAGGGUGCUUCAACAAACUUGAAUCAUUGUGAAAAUGUGAAAUAUUAUUUGGGUGAGGCACCAAAGUUUGUCCUCGCUCAGGGCGCCAUAUUGCCAAAGUCAGCCUCUGCAGAAUAUUACUCUUUUGGGGUGGGAUUUAAUCACCAAGCAACUGCAAUUUUAGGUUGCACAACUGCAGCUGAUUGGGAAGUUUUGUGCAAUGAUCCUGCUUCUCCCAAAAGAUCAGACUUUUGCAAUAAGUAAAGUGAUGGGUAAAUGCACUGGAAGGUGUGGACUAGUGACUCUUUGGUGCAGGCUGUGUACACACUAGACUUAUAAAGCACAUUCUUUUCCUCAAAGGACUCGGGGCUCUGAAGUUUAGCCCUCAUAGAAUUACAAUUCCCAGCAACCCUUAAUAAACUACAGUGCUCAGAAUUCUUUGAGGGGGAAACGUCCUUUAAUGGCUCAGUGUGUGCAUAGCUGCAAUGUUGCCUAACCUCCCUGAGGGCCAAUUGGAAGGAAUGCUCUACAGAAAGGUCAUCUGGGAGUGCCCAUAGCUGAGUGAAGCUUUUGGGGAAAACCUUCUUCCUGCUUCUCUCUCCUCCUCCUCCUCCUCCUCCUUCAGAGGUCUUGGUCUUGGUGGACUUUGACGGGCAGCUGGGUGAUGAGCUGAAGAUCACUGCCGGCGACAUCAUCCAGAAGGUGCAACCAGGCCCUGAAGAGGGAUGGCUGCAAGGGGAGCUGGAGGGCCGGGUGGGGCUCUUCCCUCGCCAGUUUGUGCAGGUGAGCAUUUACACCCCUUCCCACUCCAGGCAUAGGCAUGUCUCCUCGGAAGUAGCUUAGUCCCAGGUAAGUGUGUGUCUAGGGUGUGUUAAGUGUGCUCUUGAGAAGCAUGAGGAACAAGUGGAGACAGAUUUGCGUGUUUGCAAACAUGCCUGUCGCACCUGUCUCAGAAGGGCCAUUGGCUCAGUGGGUAGGACAUCGGCCUUGCAUGCAGGGGUCCCAGGUUCAAUCUCUGGAAUCUCCAAGUAGGGCUGGGAACAUCCACUGUUUGAAACAACUGCCAUUCAGUGUAGACAGUACUGAGGUAGAUGGACCUAUAGUCUGACUUAGAACAAAGCAGCUUCCUAUUAGGAAGCAACAAUCGGGUAUGAUUACUGAGUGACCUGUCAGCAGGGAAACUGGGAUUUGCCAUGGCCUAAACGCAUGAAAGGGACAUGGGUGGCACUGUAGGUUAAACCACAGAGCCUAGGGCUUGCUGAUCAGAAGGUCAACAGUUCGAAUCCCCGCAACGGGGUGAGCUCUCAUUGCUCGAUCCCUGCUCCUGCCAACCUAGCAGUUCUAAAGCAUGCAGUGCAAGUAGAUAAAUAGGUACUACUCUGGCAGGAAGGUAAACGGCAUUUCCAUGCGCUGCUCUGGUUCGCCAGAAGCGGCUUUGUCAUGCUGGCCACAUGACCCAGAAGCUGUACGCUGGCUCCCUCAGCCAGUAAAAUGAGAUGAGUGCCGCAACCCCAGAGUUGUCGGCAAAUGGACCUAACUGUCAGGGGUCCCUUUACCUUUAAAUGCAUGAAAAGGCCUUUCGUUAGCCCUGGGACCUGUGCCCAGUGCCAUUAUCCAGCAAUGAACAUGAGAUUCCCUCACUGGAAAAGAGUGCCUCUGAGCAUGUGACAUGCGCCAUAUACCUCUUACCCCUGAGCUCCUACAGAGCACACACACGGAUGUGUCUGUCUCCCGACCCUCAGCACCUGCCACCUUAUAUGCCUGCCUCACUCUGCCCAGUGGCUGGACCAGCUCUCUGGCGGCCAGAUGCAAAAGCAGACAGGCACCUCCUGCAUCUUUUUUGGCAGGUGUGACUUGCAUGGCAGAUUUCCUCUUCUUUACAACUAUUAAAGGUGCAAGAAUACCAAAGAGCGAGAGACAGAGUGUCUCCAUUUUCAAACAAAUUUAUUUGGAAUUUGGGAGAGGUCAGAGAAAAGGCUUUUCAAACCCAAAUUGAGCCCUUCUGGCACUGGGCAUUAUAGCAGUGAAGCAGUUCUCUAGCAACAGUGUCCCAAGGAACAACCCCAAGGCACAGAACGCCAUGACCUUGCUGAAGCUAAGCAGGUCUGGUUCUGGUCAGUACCCAGACUGAAAACUGUGUGGAACCAAACAUAUGCCGCCUUGAGUUCCAUGAAGGAGGAAUGGGGGGCGGGGCGGAUAUAAAUGCAAGAAAACGAAUACUGUAAAGUGUCCAGGUGAAUAGUCAUGUAGAAGAGGGAACCUACACCUUGCAUGACAAGCUGCCCUCUUCUAUAAUAACAAUUAAAGGUGUAGGAGCCCCUUUUUCCUUUCCACCCGAGGCCUGGUCCUCCAGACUUUUCCUCCCUCUUCAGCUUUGUUCUAUUCCUGCAAAAUAACAAACUGGGUAUUUGCCUCCUGCUGGAGUUCAUGGCCAAAUAAUGCAAAUUAUUUCCCCAGCUAAUUUGCACCCCUGAGGACAAUUUGUUUAAAGGGAAGCUGCAUGGAGCUGGGUAAGAUGUGCUUUGUUCCCCCAGUUUCACCUUGUAAGGGCUGCAACACACCCAUGUCUGUCACCUGCCUCCUGCCAAUGUUUGCCUGGCCUUGCGGCUGCUCAAACAAAACAGCUGGGCUGGCUGCAAAGAAGAAGGCUGUGUGGAAAUGGGCAGCUGUGCAAGGCCCCUGACUCAAUGCACAUGUUGUGUGUCACUGUGCACAGACUGUCCCACAUCUGAGCCAGACAUGUGCGGAGCCAAACAGUACACCCUUGUCCAAAUAGCCAGUGGGAUCACUGGUUGGUUCUUUACUAGGCUGUGUUACGAGAUAAAUAGCAGGGCUUUGGCCAUCAGGUGCCCAAGGGGGGCUCCAGGCUGCAGCUCUUUUGUAGGAGGCAUUCAAGCCAGUGUGGCAUCGUGGUUAGAAUAUUGGACUAAGACCUGGGUGACCAGGGUUCAAAUCCCCUCCCUUGGUCAUGAAGCUCACUGGGUGAUCCAGGGCCAGUUGAAGUCUAUCAUCUUAACCUACCUCAUAGGGUUGUUGGGGGGAUUAAAUGAGGAGGGGGAGAGCUGUGUACUCCUUGAGCUCCUGAGAGGAAAAGGUGGGAUAUAAAUGCAAUACAAUAAAUAAAUAAAUAAGCACUUUAGGUUUACAUAAUUAAAGUGGAUCAACGGGCUCUGUUGCCCUAAUGCAGGCAUAGGCAAACUCUAGCCCUCCAGAUGUUUGGAACUACAAUUCCCAUCACCCCUAGCUAACAGGACCAGUGAUCAGGGAUGGUGGGAAUUGUAGUCCCAACCAUCUGGAGGGCCGGAGUUUGCCUAUGCCUGCUAGUACAAACAAAUCCCCCUUUUAAAAAGACUCAGACUUUUCCAUUGCACCUGAGGGCAAUCAGCUAUCUUAGGUGGUGUGUGCAGGCCAGGCUGCAGGGUGCACACAAUUCUGCCCUCCAACAUCUCACCACUGCUCACUCCCCCAAGCUGCCUGGGUGGCAUUGCAUCACAUGAUCAGAACAAAACACACACACACAGAGGCAGUGCCUGCUGCAGUGCAUGUCCUGGGCUGACUGCCUCCUUGGCUGGGAAUGAUGCCAAUGGUAAUGCAUGGGAGAAAUUCAACCAGGCAAGAGGGUCAACCAGCGCAAGCAGCUAGCAACAAGACAGAAUGCCAGGGAAGAGGUUGACUAUUGCUGCUCUCCUGUCCUGCAGGAUCUGCCACUUGAGGCAGGUGCCUCCCUCUACCCUAUGACAGAGCCAGCCCUAAACAGAAUGCAUGUGCAGAGUCUUAUGCACCAUGGAUUGUACUGCAUGUGGGCCACAGUGGAGGCCCACCUUGAAUGCAGGCCUAGGUGACCUCAACAUCUUCCCCUGGCUGCACAUCUCUGAACAUACAGAAUGUCAGCACAGGGUUAAGGCCACUUGCACUAAGUCUCCCUGCCCCCCACCUGUUGCUGAACAUAGACAGCUCUUGGGGCAGGGUCUGCACCUGCCAUUCCAGUUCCUGAUUUCCUCGAAAAAGCUCCAGUUCCUUGUAGGUUGCCAGGCAAAGGUGUCUGAAAAACAUCCUCCCCCCAGUGCAUCACUCCUGGCAGACAGAAGGUCUGUCCUGUCACAAUCGGCUAGAGUCCUCCUUUGGGGCAGGAGGGUGAACGGGAUGCCUCAGUCCGCACCCAUUAUUCUGUGAAAUAAGAUAAAGCACCAGUGAAAAGCAGGCACAUACACACCCACCCUGGCAAGGAGCACCUUUGCCUCACAUGCCAUAAAAGUGACACUCCUUCCCCUUUCACCAAGUCCCGCCUGCUUGUUGCUCCAAUUGUUCUCAGGGCCUUUCCCACUUUAUCAGGAGUUUCCCCCACUUCUGAUAAAGGGGACCCCUUCCCUUUCUGAAAAACGGGAGCUAGUUGUUUCUGCAGUGGCAGGUUUCCCACAGUUCCAUGGGCAAGUUGCCAGGUGACGUUAUCAGCUCUUAGCUCUGUGUGUUUCUUUGCUGGAAUGGAACCCAGUACACAAGCCUUGCAGGCAGGGUACGAGGAGGCAUGAGAAGAAGAAAAACACAUGAAAGCAGGCAUUGGCUUUUGACUUCAAUACCUGCGUAUAAUUGCCCUAAUUCUAGGGUAAAAGAGCUUUUCAAACAACCACUUGUCCUCCCAACAGCCCCCAGAGGCAGGCCCAUUUUACAAAUGACAAACUGAGGCUGAGAGGCAGGGACUUACCUGAACGUGCUCAGUUAAGUUCAUGGCUGAAGAGGUGGGAUUUGAACCCAUGUUAAAUCCAGCAUCUUCAGAAGGCCAUAUAAAGACCCAUCAGGAAAGUAUCUGCCUUAAUGUUGUUGUUUUAAAAAAGCAUGCAUUCUAGCCCAUCUCCAAAGAACUCUGGGAAUUGUGGUUUAUGGAGGUGUUGAGGGUUCUGUGGGACUACAGGUUUGCUGCCACGUGGAACUACAAUUCCCAAGGUUCCUUGAGGGGGAGGAGCCAGAAGGGUCGUUCCAUUCUGCUUUGUAGCAUAGACAGGUGACAAGGUGUGUGCUGAAGCACUUGAAGCCACGCCCACUCGCCGCCCCCUAUAUACCUGAGGUAGGUGCCUGCUUUCCCCAGCGUCCUCUCCAGAAUGGCUGUUUUGACCCAGAGCCCUUAUCUUUUCCGCAAGGUAAAGGGGGAGAGGCCUCUUCCGAUUUUUGAGUUCUGAAUGUUUAUCUUUUCCAGGGGGCAGUUCCUUUGCAGGCUGCACUCCCACCUGUUCAGUGGAGCAGGCCAGCCAGCCAUUCCAGUGGUGAUGCUUGUUUGCUUUGUCUCUUGAGAGCAGGGAAUAGAAGCAGGAGACUCCUGGCUUUUCUUCCCAACUUUGGUUCACCUCUAGUGAAUUUGGGGCUAGUACUGAAGGCCCUUCACAGUUAAGAGCCAGGUUCCUUGAGGGGCUAGCUGGUCCCUUCACUACCCAGGAAGUCACUGUGUUCUAUGGGAGAGGUGGGUCUUCCUUAAAGGCCCCCAAACAUCAGAUACCACUGCUCCACAGUGGCUUAGAGCAGGGUGGCUUCCUCUGUUCCGUGGAACAGCAUCCCAGCUGAGAGAUGAGAGGGACUUGAAAGCUGCAUUGAAGGGAAUUUGGCCCUCAUAAGUUUUCCCAGCUGGAUGCAAAGGUGUUCAUUUUAAACCUCUUGACAUUUGGAAGGGAGAUGUUCUGCUUGCAAGGCAGACACUCUUCUGCAGACAGAAUGUCUUGGGCUCAGUCCCCAGUGGCAUCUCCUCCAGGGAGGGCUAGGAGAGACUCCUGCCAGCCGCUGCUGCCAGUCAGUGGAGACAGUGCUGAGCUGGAUGGGCAAAUGGUCUGACUCUGUAUAAGGCAGCUUCCUAUGUUGCUGUCGGUUUUUUGUACUGUUUAUAUAUGUUUUAUGGUAUGUCUGUUCCUUACCUCAACACACAUGUAAAAGGGGAUUCCUCAAUUAAUAAAGAGUUUUCUGUUUUCUAGAAACUUCCACCCCCCGUCCCUUAUGUUGUAUAACCUGUGAAUAGCAAGUUGUGUGUUUAGAUCCUCUUUCUAAAUUAUGUGCUUGAAUCAAUUGGAGAAGAAGCAUGAAAACAUGACUACAACAGGAAGUCUCAAACUGCUAGCUUUGUGCAAACUGGAUGUGGUGAUUUAAUGUCACCAUUAGCUGCGAUACCUGCUUGGCAGGGGUUGGACUAGAUGACCAUUGGGAUCCCUUCUAACUCUAUGACUCUAUGCAAUCUCUGACAGCCAACAAGUUGUUGGGAAUGGGUGGAGGGAGACAGGAGUGCAGUCUGGACACAGAAGCCCUGUCCACAUAUAAAGUGACAUGCAUCACAUAAUUUGUUGACAUUGAAUUGCAUAUGCCAUUUUAUUGCUCAUUUGCUCUGUUUGGAGAGAUUCUUCAUGAUCCCUUUUUGUUUUAACCACCCUAAACAAUUUAGUGUCAUCAGCAAACUUGGCAACCUUAAGCUGGUUGUUUUGAGUCCUGGCUCUGUGUAAGAAACAAGAUGCCAGAGGGAGACCCUGCCCUCCCAUCCCUCCAGGCUGUUCUUUCCUCCUGAUGUUUGACCAUUUCAUUGUUCCUAGUCACAGGCACCUUUUUCUUCCCCUUGCCUCAGGAAAUCCCAGUGAGCCUCCGAGCUGAUGGCACCCAGCGAUACCCCCGAUCCAUUCGCAGUGGUGAGUGUAUUUUUUUGUUGGGGGGGGUAUGUUUUAGGCCAGUGCUGAAGCUUCAAACUAAGGACAACUGGGGAGGGACUAUCUUUAAAAGGAACGUAAAAACUUUUGCCCAUGACUUUCCCCUCUUUUUUAUAAAAAAAGCAAAGUUCUAUUUAAUCGAGUGCUGGUGGGGAGUAGGCAAGUGUAAGGUGGCAUUCGUGGCCUUUAGGAAAUCCAAGGACCUUGCUGGAGGUUCUAUUUAUGUUUCGGGACAGUACCUGUGGGGCUUGGCAUUUUCUCAAAGCGGUAUGGGUCUCUUUCCAUCAGUGCUGCAGCUAAUGCAGUUCAGAGUUUGAACCAGUGGCUCUGUGGAGCAUGGCCAAAGUGCUGCCAUCUUAUUUCACAGCUGUGAGAAUGUUAUCUCCUGGACUGCUAUAUGCUAAUCUUCUGCAUGUCCAAUAAUCAGCUACUCUUGGGUGGAAUUUCACCAAAUAAGCUAAACAUAGGUUUUAUUGGUGUUACUAACUAAGGGUUAAACUGCUGCUUUUAUUUUGAAAGGGGGGGGGACACACAACUGCACUCCCUUUAUUACGCCCAGCCAAAAUGCCACAAAGUAGUGAGCAAACUUUUGAGUAAGCAAAGGUGUUGGUGAUGGGGAGAGUGGAAAAUGGUUUGGUACUGAAGCCAAAAUGGCUGCAUAGGACAGAGGUCAUCAAAAAUUCAGUUUUUUGCUGUAUGGUCUUGAAAGGAGCAUGGGUAUGAUAGCUAUGAUGACCAUCACAGAAGUUCUCACUACACAGCUGAGAAGGCUGUGUGUCACACUUCAGUGAUGAAACACAUACUUAAGAGUCCUCUUCUCUCUCUCCUGCCUGCCUGCCUUUCAUUCCUUGCUUUUCAAAAGCUUCUACAUUCCUGAGAUGUUGGAACAAAUGGCAAAAUUGUUUGCCAUCCUUGAUUUUUUAAAACAGAAAAAAACAAACAUUUUAAGCACAUGCAGUUUGAAUUUGGGUUUGCUUUUGCUACACUGAUGCGCAACACAUCGAUUUUGGAACGAGCACUGUUUUUUGCAGAAUAGGAUGGUAUAUAUUCAGAUUUAACAUGUGCAUCUGAAACCGUGUAUGUGCCCUGACUGUAAAAGGAUGGAGUGCUGCAGGGAUCAGUGCCAAUUGGGGCCUGAAGCCUGGGGCAUGGCCAUGACAGGCCAGUGGCAAGUUCAGCUCUUGGCUUGCUUCAUUUAAAUCAGCUUUCCCCAAACUGAUGCCCUCCAGGUGUUUCAGCAGGACAGAUGAUGGGAGUUGCGGUCCAAAACGGCCAGAGGCCAACAGGUUGUGGAAGGCUGCUCUUGAUUAAUCCUACUGGGCUGUGAGAGCAAAGGGAUCUGUCAAAAUUUAUCGAACUUCUUUUCUGCAUUCUUUGUUCCUAGAGUGCUUCCAGAUGGGAUGCAUUUGUGAGAUUGUCCUUGCUCAGGCACACAGGUUUUUGGCAAUGUAACCAGGCUAUGUUGUUGACAUCACAGAUACAGUUUAUCACUCACCCCCAUUUAAUCUGGAUUUACAAUUUUCAUGGAAAACUUUCUUGCCAGUGAGCCGAUCGUGAUAUUAAGAGCACACCUGCUCCCAAGAACGCAUUCCUACUCUUUAAACCUACAUAUUUCUUUUACAAGAUUUAUUGACAGCUUAACCCACAGCUUUCCAAACUUAUCAUGUUGGUGACACACUUUUUAGACAUGCAUCAUUUCACGACACAGUUAAUUCAGUUUUACUAGCAAACCGGAGAUUAAACUAGCGCCCCUUUCCAGUCCCAGGAGGAGCGCAGGGAGCCAACACACUAAUGUGUCCCAACAUAGUUUGGAAAUCUCUGGCUUAACCAGAAAACAGUAAUAAUCUCUCAGCACUUGACCUAAAAUAGUAUAAAAUAAUCAUAAGAAAAUAAGAUCAAUGGGCUUUAAAAACAAGUAGAAAUAAUAAACGUUAUAUAAAAUCCAGCAGUGUUUAAGAGCAAAUAUGCACAAUAUACACUAUGUCUGGGUAGGCUUGCUUAAAUAAAGCUUUUAAGGUAAAGGUAAAGGUACCCCUGCCCGUACGGGCCAGUCGUGUCCGACUCUGGGGUUGCGCGCCCAUCUCGCUUAAGAGGCCGGGGGCCAGCGCUGUCCGAAGACAAUUCCAGGUCACAUGGCCAGCGUGACAAGCUGCAUCUGGCGAGCCAGCGCAGCACACGGAAACGCCGUUUACCUUCCCGCUAGUAAGCGGUACCUAUUUAUCUACUUGCACCUGGGGGUGCUUUCGAACUGCUAGGUUGGCAGGCGCUGGGACCGAGCAACGGGAGAACACCCCGCCGCGGGGAUUCGAACCGCCGACCUGACGAUCGGCAAGUCCUAGGCGCUGAGGUUUUACCCACAGCGCCACCCGCGUCCCAAUAAAGCUUUUAGCAGGUGUCAAAAUCAGUAUAAUGCAAGCUCCUGUUUUAUAUUAUUGCCCUACCACUAUUCUCCAAGGCAAGUUAAAUUCAUCGGAAAAGAAGAAUCCCCCUCUGGUGCCUAUCUGGAAUUUGGCUGUGCGGUCAUGUUCUCUGUUCUCUUUCUCUUAUUGCUUCCUGCCUUCCACAUUUAUCCUUUCUGUAGUCCAUGCUGUGAACAAGCUGCCAGCUGCGAAGGAGCGCUGGUGCCGGGUCUCCUUCUCUUACACCCCAGCAAAGGAUGAUGAGCUGGAGUUGUGCCCCGGAGAAGUGGUGCAGAUCUUGGAGGAGGUGAGGUAGGGGAGCAAGUAUGUGGUAGAAGGAUGGGGAAAUGCUGUUGGGGGCUUAGGGUGCUUCCAGGUGAAAAUUCCUUGUGGGUGCCCUGCUUCUCAUUCAUGCCAGGGUUUUUGGGGUGGAUGUUUUUGCAGCAUCCACAGGGUUGGCCUGUAUUCUCCCUCCACCCCCAGUUUAAGACAAACCUGUCAUUUCCUGUCUAAUUAUUAAAAAAAAAUAUUGGUUGCCAACAACCAAUUUGGCUCCUGCCUGGGAGAGAUCUUCUGCUGUCUGCUAUUAUCACAGGCCAUCUUCUUCUGAUCCCACUGGCCUUAAUCAAAAGUGUAUCAAAAUGAAGGGGAAUAAUAGUAGGCUACAAGUUGGAUUUCUCCUUUUCUCUCCUUGUCCCCCUACCCGAUGAAGUGCCAGCUUAUACCAUAUGCACCGAAGCAGCCUCUAAAUAGAAAGGCACUUCAUCUGGGGAAGGUACUAUAGAGGCAGUCUUACUCCUUUGGCAAUUGUGUGUCUCCAGUCCCCACCCCCAGAUUAUGAUGCCCUAAAAAUGAGAGUUGUGAAAUUUGGGAGGCUCCCUCGAACUGCAAGCGUUGCAGUUGCACUCGGGUCCUGCUCAGGAGCUUCCCUUCCCGUUGGGGCACCACGAGGGCACCAUAAGCCUACAUUGCAGCCUUCAUCUUGUGUCUCCAUCAGAUCUCUGGGUGCAUCCAGGGAGGUGGGAGGUGGUUAGGGGGGCACCCGAUGUAUCUGGACAGGGACCCUGGGACUCUUUGCCUGACUCUUUGCCACUUCUCUUCUGUGGGCCGGUGGUGGGUUGUGCAACAGGAAGGCGGGGGCCCUUCCAGAAUGACAACGGCUGUUUUUUGUCCUCUUCCUCUGCAGAUUGAAGACGGCUGGUGGUUGGGCAAGAAGAACGGGAAGUUGGGAGCCUUCCCGUCCAACUUUGUACAAGAGCUAAACGACUUGCCUUCAGGUGGGGGGAGCACAGGGCCUGGGGUGGGCAUGUUGUGGAGGUGGGUGGGGAUGGGGGCGCCGGUCCUCUGCAGCCUCUGUGACAUAAAUGUUGGGAGUGGUGCAGAGCUGAGGGGGAAUAAUCUGAAUUGAAUGCGGGUGCUUCCUUUUGGUUGGGGCUUCCAUGCAAUCCAGGAAGCACUCUCCCCUCACAUCUUUUAGGAGGCUCAAGAUCUGGUUAAGGUCUGUAGGGGGGGGGGAGAAGGGGUAGAGAGGCAGGGCCUGACUGGAAGUGCUAACCUGACCCCACCCUUCCUCCCUCAACUGUCAACUUCCAGAGAUGGUUUUUGCAGAGCCCAAAGUCGGAGCGGGGAAGCAGCGCCCCAAAAUGACCAAUGAGACCUUCGUCCUCAGUGAGCCGGAGAAGGUGAGCGGAAGGAAGGUGCUUCUGUGGCAUUGGGACCAGAAGGGCUUCAGGUGCCCUCCUUCACAGAGGACAGGGCUGUGUUUCGAGGGCUCCUCUAUUUGAAAGACCCUCUGGUCUGUUUGAACCAGGGAUGGGAGUGGGUAUUGAUGUUGUCUUAAAAAAAAUAAUUCAAAAUUAAAACAAAACGUAUUAUCCUUAUUCCCCCCCCCCCAUUUUUUCUCCCUCCCCCCCACCCUCCCACACAAAACUCACGACCCCCACCCCCCAGCUUCCCUCAGUUCCAGUCUUUGGUUUCUCUGAGAACGCUGUUUUCUGCAUAUAGAUCUUCAAACUAUUUAGCUGAUUAUUAUCAAUAAAAAGUUUGUGAAUGUUUAUUCAAAGCCAGCCAAGCAGUCCAGUUCACUUUGUUGUGUCUUCAAAUACUUUGUAAAGGGUUCCCAUUCAUCUUUAAAGUCACAGUUAUCCUUGUCCCGUAGCUUAUAUGUCAGUUUUGCCACUUCUAAAUAGUCCAUCAAUUUUUCUUGCCAUGAUUCUUUAGUUGGGCUUUCUUCAGUCUACCAUCCUUGUGCUAUUAGAACUCUCGCGGCCGUUGUCGCAUACUUGAAGAUAUUUUUCAGCUUUUUUGGCAGAUCUUUCUAUACAAUCCCUAACAAAAAUGCUUCAGGUUUUUAAACAAAUGUUAAAUGGAUGUUGUCUAUCGACGGUUAGUACUUUGACAGCAAGGCUGAGCUGGCACACUGUCUGGAUCACACAACAUGCUCAGCAAGACCUUAGGCUUAGUGGGUCUAGGCCACUGCUUUGCUCCUUUUUGCUGCCGCGCCCUGGCACUAUGGUUUGUCUUAGCACAGGAUGUCAACCAGACCAUAGAUCACCAGGUCCCAGCCUUUCCCACAAUGAUUCCCCCCCUAACAUUUAUACACUGCUUGAUUAUAAAAAAACAAAACUCAAAGUGGUUUACAAUAAAAAGUAAAGCAAUAAAACUGCCAGUGAGGAAAAUUAACAAUUUAAGACUUUUGGAAAGUUAAACUAGCAAUAGACUCAUACCAGCUAUUUAUUAUUAUUAUUACUAUUAUUGUGAGAUGUGUUGCAUUUCUAUUUAAAUUAAAGUCAUUCUAAAUAUUAGCAUAUGCAAAUCAGUGUCCUGGUUUUUGUUCUUCUUCCUUUGAGGCUGAAUAAGUAGUUGUCUUCCCCCUGCAGCUCUCUGGCGCUGCUUCUACACAGGACAUCUCCCGUGGGACAGCUGUGCUUUGUUCAUUGAUUUUUUUUUAUGGAGUAUCUGCAUGACACCAUGAGCAAAACAUCUCUCUCUCAUGUUUUCCCUGCUCAGCUUCUGUUGUUGUUUUCCCACGGAACAUUUUUUUUAAAAAGCACACUGGAAAACGGCCAUGCAGUUUCCCCAGGUGUGCACAACCCGUCACAUGGCUAUGCAACAGCCAUUCUUGGUAACUACAGCCUGCAUAUAUUAUUCCAGCCCAGAGUGUGGCCAAUUUACGACCUGCCAUUUAUUGCUGAACUUCAAUUCCCAGCUGACUGCUGGCCAUGCUGGCUAGGGCUGAUGGGAGCUAGAGUCCAACAGUAUCCGAAGGGCUGAAGGGGAAGCUCUAACCAUUUCCUUUUCUAUGGUCCUCUCUCUGUCUGUCACCCCUUCAAAUAGCAUUGCCUAUUUGUCUUCUUCCCACCCCACCUCCAUUGUUAAAGGGGCAAUCAUGAUCAGUGAUGCAGCAAGGUGGGGAAAGGAAAUAUUUAACACUGCACACACACUGUGAUCCCAAUGAAAAUGAUCCUGUCCCCACAUUUGGGGCUGGGGAAAAGGGAAACAUUUUCUGUCCUGCUGCAGAAUGUUUCCUGGAUUAAAAAGGUCUGGAAGCAGUUUUGCUAUUUUACUUGCAACUUAAAGCAAAACAGCAAUGACUGAGUGCUACAGAAUUGUCCACAUCUGGAAACACCCUUGGACAAUGUCCUCUGUUUAAAUCCAGGGAUCAGUGUCUCUAUUUUUUUGGGAGGUGGGAAGCAAUGAAAUACCUUUUACAUUGACCCAAGUACCGUAAGUUCUUAAGCCAGUUUCCUCUUCAGAAAACAACCACCGGGUCAAGAUUACUGCUCUCUGCUAGAGAGAAGGGCAUCAUUUGCUGGCUGGGGCUGAUGGGAAUUGUAGUUCAAAACAUCUGCUGGGCAACAGGUUGAGGAAGCAACUGCUGGUGUUUCUUUAGCAGUGGUCAGGUGCUGCACAGAGCUUGUGUUGGUGUCAACAGCCUUCUUUCUUAUUUCCGCACCCCUUUCUGUUGCUUCCUGGAUCCUGCUCCAGGUGGAGAACACCCUGGAGAAGCCUACCCCUCCUCGGAUGCAGGCGAGUCCCAAAGUCCAGGCUCCGCAGACCAGUGAGUUGUGACCAAGAUAGACUUCUGCUACCUCAGAGCUCGCUUUGUUGGGGGGGGGGAGCACUGGGGCCCUCCUGCGGUUUUCAGAGAGGAAAAUGAGGCAGGGAACGCCUAUUUUUCCAUUUCAGUCUGGAAUGGGGUUGUUGCAGGGGAGGAAAAAGGUAGCGUAGGGGGCCAAGCUAUAUUAGGGUGUGUGAGGCCCCAGGUGGGAGCCUAGAGUGAAGUGAUGGUUGCAAACAUCUGAAAGGGAGGGAUAGGGUAUGGGGAGGUUGACCUGAUGCCCUUUUGUGUGGGAAAGCUGCUGUGGGUGUGUGGAUGCUGUGGAGGGCUUAAUUUCAGUGGACAAGUCAGCCCUCUUUAACUCAGUGCUGUCUAGAUGUUUUGGACUACGACCCCUUUCAGCCCCAAGCAGCUGAUGGGAGUUGUAGCUCAAAGCUGCCAUGUUGGUUGCAGCUGAUGGAAGUUGUGGUCCAAAGUGGCCAUGUUGGUUGGGGCUGAUGGGAGUUGUGGUCCAAAGUGGCCAUGUUGGUUGGGGCUGAUGGGAGUUUGGUCCAAAACAUCUGGAAGGGUACCCAGCUGGGAAUGGUUGCCUUCAGAGCACUCAGACCAGAGCAAGAGAAAUAUCCGAAUCCAGGGGUGUCUGUGCUUUCCUCCACCUGCAGGUGACGCUCCUGUCUAUUGCCGAGCCAUGUUUGAUUACGAACCAGAGCAUGAAGAUGAGCUCCUCCUCCGGAAAGGCGAUUUGGUCCUUUUGUUGAGCAAGGUGGGAGUCCUGGGGAAGGUUGGGGUGGGUAACUUCCCCGACGAUAUGAGGGCCACCCACAAAGCGCCCUGGCCCCAUCUCUGCUCAGAGCUAAAAGGGCACAGUGUUUUCAGCCUUUAAGAGCUGCUUUGCUGCUGGAUCAGACCAGAGACCCAUCUAGCCCCAUCCUCAUGUUGGCACCCUAGAUGCCUUUGGGGAAGCCAGCAAGCAGGCCCUGAGUGUGGGAACCACUUACUCUCCCUACUUGGGCUCCCCAGGAACUGGUACUGAGGAGCAGACCUUAUCUUAAGGGUGGGUGGAAGAAGCUGGCACUCUGGAAGCAACCCUCUCUGUCCUCCAGUUAACUGUUCUAAAUCUUAAAUACCCAAACAACAGCUAUUUCGUAGGUGUUCUAGGGGGUGUUAGUGACCACUGAUACUAUAUCUGGAACUUCUUCCUCAAAACUGGCAAUUUGGGGGCACGACCUGAUUUAAUGAAAUUUAUACACCGCUUGAUUGGGGGUGAGAGAACCCUCAAAGCGGUUUGCAAAGAAGACAACACACACAAAAAUGACCUUAGUGAGAUUAACAGCAAUAAUUUAAGACAUUCGAAAGGUUAAAAUAACAAAAGACUCACGUCAACUUCCUAAUGUUUCUGCGUAGGCUUGUCUAAACCAAAAAAGUUUUUAGUAGCCACCGGAAAAAGUAGUCCUACCUCCUGCUGGGUGAUCCAGUGAGGGAUCCCCCCCACACACCUGUGUUAGGAGGGAAAAAACACCUUAUCUUGCUCCUGCCCUUGACUUCCCAAAGCAUGCAGCAGGUGGAGGAGGGUGAGAGGGGCAGAACGUUUGCCUUGCAUAAUGAAAAUGUGAUUGUUAUUUUUGUUUGCUGAUCAGAAGAUAAGAGCUGUAGCCAUUUUCUUUCUCUUGAGUUAGAACAACUCCUGAGAGCCUGGCUGGGAAGACGGAUAGGGGAAGACUUCAUGGGGAAGUUUGAAUCAGUAGAGUCAUAAUAUGAGAGAGAGGUUUGCAGGUGGAAGAGGUGUAUUUUGGUUUCUGCUCACCUGUGUACAGAAAGCAGCACAGACUUUUAAAAAUGCAAUAGCAUGGAAUUAAUCUGAUGAAGUAUGAAGGUGGUUUACAAGGAAGAUGAAACAAUAGUAUUAUCAAUUAGACGUGGGACACAAUAUCAAUUUUGCACUAUGGGAGCAGUUAUGAAAAGUAAAUAUAAAGUAUACAGCAUGCUACACACUAAUAGAAAGUUUUAUGAAGAUGCUGCAGAGGUGGUAUCUGACACCAAAUGUAGACUAGCAAAAAUGUCAAAAUCAACAAAGGGCAAUUGCUGGAACUGUAAGACAGCAGAGGGAUCCUUUUACCACAUGUGGUGGAAGUGUAGUAUAAUUAAAAACUGCUGGGAAACGAUCUAUAAUGAACUAAAAAACCCUUCUGAAAACCCAGAAGCAUUGUUGCUGGGGUUAGUAACAACAGAAGUGACUAAAAAAGAGAAAAACUUGUUCUUCUAUGCGACAACGUGUAUUACUAGCACAAAAAUGGAAUUCAGGUAAGGUACCAACAAAAGAACAAUGGCAUAUUAAAGUGUUAGAAUACGUGGAGUUAGUAGGGAUGACCCCUAGAAUAAGAAAUCAAAAUGAUGAAAAAUAUAAGGAGGGCUGGAUAUCUUUUAUUGAAUAUAUGAAAAAGUAUUGCAAACAAACAAUUAACCUAGCAGGAUGGUUAGAUUUUCAGCAGUGUAAGAAAAAACUAAUGUGUAUAUAAGUACCAUAGUUGUGAUAGAUGGAGUGAACCAAGAAAACACGAGAAAAAGAGGAGACAAAAGGAACCAUGGAAGGAGAGGAGAGGAGGUCAAUGGAGGAAUGCAUUAUGGCUUUCUGUUUAUUUUUUGAUAUCCUAAAAUUGUUAUUUCUUUUCUAUUUCAGAGUUUUCUUUUUUGUGUCCUUUGCAUUAUUUUAGUUCAUUUACUUGAUAUGGAAUUGUAUCAGAAACACAAAUAUAUAUAUAUAUAUAUAUAUAUAUAUAUAUAUAUAUAUGAUUAUCAGUUAGAAGAAUUAAUCAUGAUUCAAGACUUUCGAAAGGUGAAAACAACAGUAGGCUAAGGACAGAUUACAACUUUUAUUGGUGCAACUGAACUGAAUGAUUCUUCUUGAUUAAAUUCAUUGUUGGAAAGUGAUUCUAUGUGCAUAUCCUUCCUUUCCUCUUCCUUGUUGCAGGAGACGGCGGAUAUGGGCUGGUGGGAAGGCGAGUGCCGUGGCCGGAAGGGGCUUUUCCCGGACAACUUUGUCAUGCCUCUGGCCCAGGUGGAGCCUGAGGUAAGGAAGUGGGUGGCCCCUGACCUCCCUUGCAUCAGGAGGAAUUGGCAGGGCGGAGGGGAGAUGCUGACUGCUCCACACAACACUGAAGCACUUUCACAGGCUUGGAAUGGCUGAAGGGCCACAAAGGAGGACUGCAAGAGCCUCCUCAUCCAACCAGCUUCUACCUACCCUGGUGCCCUCCAGACAAUUUGGACUACAGCUCCCAUCAGCCACAGCUGGCAUAGGCGGGCACCAGGUUGGGGAAGGCUGUCCUGACAACCAGCCUAAGCUGCCACAUGCAGUUGCUGGCAGAGUUUGCUGCCUGCUAUGUGCCUUUGCUCAGCAUCCGCCUGGGCACUGUAAGAUUCACGCCCGUCCUGCAGGUCCCCUUGUCUUGUUCUCCCUCCCCUGAGCCUCUGAUCUCCUUGACUUCUCCUGCCUCUGAACUUGUGCAGGAGUGAAACCCAAGCCUGGCCUGCCUUGAGGUGCUGAGGCUGCUCUUUCUUUUUGGGUGACUCAUCACCAGCGCCUUCCUUCCCCGUCAAGCUGCUCUUUUCUCUCUUCUACAGAUCAAAGCCAAGGUACCAGAGCGGAGGAAGGACUCCGGUAAGUCACAAGCUCCCACUUGGCUCAGGCAGGGGAUUUUGUAGAUCAAGGGGGUUGCCGUCACUGCCCAUUGGAUCUCUGGCUCUCUUUAUUUAUUUAUUUUAAUGUCCGGGUGCAAGCAGGGGCCGAGGGGGAGUCAGUCGGGGAGAGGAUCAUAGCUCUGUGGCAGAGCACAAUGUAGAGAAGGUCCCAAGUUCAAUGGUCGCAUCUCCAGGGAGGGCUGGAAAUGCCCCUUGCCUGACCACCUGGAGAAAGGCGCUGCUGCCAGUCAAUGUGUAGAGGACCCAGGAAGCCGUCCCUUCUUCUUUCCCCAUCCUCCCUGAUGCCUGGUUGGGGAUCUUGUGGCCCUCCAGAUGUUGUUGGCCUCAACUCCUGUCAUCACCCUUGAACUUUGGCCAGGCUGGCUGGCUGGGAGUUGGCAGCUCAUCUGGAGGGACACAGGUUCCCCUGGCCUUGUUCUUCUUUUCCUCCUCACUUCUCAUAUCACCUAUCUUACAGUACUUUCCUUUUUUUUGAAAAAUAGAAAAAGCUCCCAAGCCAGGGAAGAAGGUCCUCCAAGGUAGCAAGGUGGAGACGAAACAUCCUGGAGACCACAAAGGUGAGGAGGCAGCUGCUGGCUGACCUUUUGCAGAGGGCCAGGGUGCCUGUGCGGAGCAUGUGCAGCCCUGGCUUUGCACAGCAACAGCCGAGACAAAGGCAGAGGUGUGCAUAUCUUCCUCUUCCUGUUGUGGUUUGGUGCUUGCUUGUGUUCUGAGCAGAACAAUCAUGUUUCUUGCAAAGUGGAGCAAAAGAGUUCCCUUUCGGAGGGCAGUCCCCCAUUUCGCAGGGUUGUCUGGCCCAAGUCUGGUUUAAAGAUACAGUGGUUAAGUACUUAAUUCGUUCUGGAGGUCCAUUCUUAACCUGAUACUGUUCUUAACCUGAAGCACCACUUUAGCUAAUGGGGCCUCCCGCUGCUGCCGCGCCGCCGGAGCAUGAUUUCUGUUCUUAUCCUGAAGCAAAGUUCUUAACCUGCGGUCAUAUUUCUGGGUUAGCGGAGUCUGUAACCUGAAGCGUAUGUAACCUGAAGCGUAUGUAACCCGAGGUACCACUGUAAAGAACAGAGCAGGGUAAUCCCUGUGGAACCAUUCAAACUUGAAUGCACAGCUGAAUUGCAAGUGCUGCCUCACAUCCUUACUGCUAUUCAGAGCCUCCAACUUCAAAGUGCAAUUCAUACCCCACCCCCCACCCCGCCAAAUAGCAUGUGUGCAAUUGCAAAAUGCAUGGACAGUCUCUUGCCUCUUUGGAAGGAACACAGAUCUGCCUCUCUGCUAGGCAUUUACCCCUCUGCUUUGGCAAUCUUGCAGCAGAAAGAGCUGCAAUUGCUUACUUUGCAAACUGUCAAGAGCCUUUUCCCUUUUCACCUGCUCUCUGCUGGACAGCUGAUAGGUGGGAAUAUUGGCUGUGGACCAUAUUCUGCCUACAGGUCAAGGGUCUUCCUUCCCUCUGUAUAAAUAUUCAUGCUGCUGAGGGGAAAGGUAUCAGAUGUAGAUUAUUGACAUUUAAGCUAGAAUUGGAUGCAGCACUCCAUCUUCCCUGUUCUGCUUUUAGAACAGGCCCUUUCCAUGCCUUCUUUUUUGCCGGCAGGAUGCUGAAGCAAGACUUGGGCUCAGGCAUGAUGCUGUACUGAUCUCUACCCCCCCCCCAGGUGUACCCUGGGCUCCUUUGGGAGAAAGAGCAGGAUACAAACAGAAAUAAUAAUUUUAAAAUUAAUAAUAAAAUCAUUAUGGCCUUCUUUGCAUGGUUCUGCUGAGGAUACAAUGAGCAAAAGAUUAUUGAAAUGCUUCCUUAGGAGAUAUAUUGCAAUAACUGUGUGUCCUAAGUCAUUCAUUCAUGUCUUGCAGACUCAAAGGAACAAAAGAAAAUGGAAAGCCCUAGGCUGACUCCUCUUCCGGUCAAGAAGGCAGCUCCCCCUCCUCCUGUGCCGGCUAAGACCAAACCAGCCCCCAACCUUCCCCACAAGUAAGACAUGAUGAGUCUUGGAAAGAGUGUGUGCACAUCCUCUUUCCUGGGAUCGGCCAGCACUUGAUAUGAUCUCAUUUUGAGUCAUUGGACAUGGACCCAUAACCAGAAAAGCAAGUAAGAGGCAGGUAGAAUUUGCCACCUGAGGCUGGAAAGAAAGACAUCUGGUUUAGCAGAGUGUGGAGUUUACAGGCAACCUCAAGCAUUGGCAUGUCUUCUGGUCCCCUGCCAGGCCUAGAUCUUUGGGGGAUAUGCCCUCCUAAGUGGGGUUCACAAUGCUGGUAGGAGGGAAGACUGGGAGCAAUUUUUAAAUCCUUAGCUAUUUGCUUUCUGGCACAGCAGGUGCUUUGCACGUAGGAGGAGGCCCCGGCUGCAGUAUCUAGCCAAAAGGAUCAGGUAGUGCUUGAGGGAAAGGCCUCACUCUGCCCCAGACCUGGAGAGUGCUGCCAGUCAGAUGGAUCGGGCCGCUGUGGUAGAUUUCUUCACUAAAUACAACAUUGUAAUGUUGAGGCAACUUUGAUUGGUCAAAGCAAUAACAGCUGCCAGGGAACUCACAAAAGUGGAGUCCACAAGCGUAUAUAGAAGCAUUCACUCUGUAUAUGUGUAGAAAUUAAGUCGCAAUCUCAGAGGAGAGGCAUGCCUGCAUUAUCAGAGCUGAAGAAUAGGGUGCCUACUACUCUCUAUCAGACUAGCUCAAGGCCGAACACUCUUGACACAUUCUUAAUACAGCCUGAAUAAGCAAUUUCUCCCAACAAUAUCCUUUCACAGUUUUUACAUCUCUUCGCAUGUAGGCUGCCUAUCAAAUCAUAUACUAUAAUUUCCACUACACAGCUAUCCUCAGCCUAGUGUUUUCCAGAUGCUUUGUGCUACAACUGCAACUCCCAUUGGCCUCAGCCAGUACCAAGUUGGCAAAGGCUGGUGUAAGACAGCUCUGUGUCUUAUGGAUUCUGAUACAGAUUUUGUGAUAGUUGGAGGGAAGUGAUAAAUUCAUGUGUUACCUGGAUUCAUCCCUUCACCCCCCCUCCUGAUCCACCUCCACUUUCUUUUAACCAAUUAGAUGCAGUUAGCUGGCUUGGGUCUGGGGUGAAUUUGCUGGGUGUACCUGCUUUGUUUCUGUGGCUUUAGUAGUCAGCAACUCUUCAUUCAUUCAUUUUUAUUUAUAUGCUGCUUUUCCACACACAAAAGUCAUGCUCAAAGUGGCUUACAACAAAGAAAACAGGAAUGCAUUACAAAAUUAAACAGCCAAAAACCAAUUUCAUAAUAACAUAGUAAAACAGCACAGUAGAAAAUAACAGCAUUUCAGCACUAUAAAUAUAACAAGACUACAUAAACAACAUCCAGAAUCCAAUAGCAAAAAUAUCCACAGAGCUUUUAUAGUUUCACCUUGGUCCUAGAAACACCAAUCCCAUAAUGUGGCUCACAGUCCUUCUGCAGCAACAGGUUCUUCUGGGGUUUCCAAAGGCCAAGAGUGUGGGUAGCUGGAAACACUCCUCCCAUGAUUUCUCUCUGUGUGUCUCUCUCUCUCUGCACAUGAUGAUGAUCCAGAUCCUUAGGCAUUCCAGUUCCCAGCACAGCAACCCCUGUGGGAAAAGGAAAAUGCAAGGAGAAAUUAGCAGGUAGGUUCCGGCCCUUUAAUUCCUUCUCCCACUGUCCAGUGCCCUCCCCUUUUGUAGGGGCUAAUGACUUCUGUUUUGAGCCUUUAUCUUGACAAAAAAAAUCACUGAGGAUGCGCAACCUCACUGUGAACCGAGCAUCCGUUCUGAUCAAUUUGUGCAGUGGUGAUAUGACCGCCCCAUGUUGCCCGUAUCCCACACUUCUUAGGGUGUCUCCCCAUCAUUUUUCUUACUAUUCCGCCCCAACAAAAAAUCCAUGUGAUGGGCAGGGCAGUGAGCGCGCAGGAGGGAGGGUGUUGCAAAAGAGCCCAAAUCCAGCUUCAUUGCACAACCUCAGUUUGCUGGCAUAUGAUUAAACCAUUCCCUGGAGCUCUUGUUUUCCUCUCCUUCUCCAGAGUCGUGGAGAAGCAGCUUGGGGUCUGGCAGGGCAUUGCAAACUCCAGUCCAUGCCGUCUCUUCCCGGGCUUGCUUUGGGAAUGACGGAUCUCCCUCUGGCCAGUAUUGCACUCCCUGGCUGAGGUUCUGGGGUAGCUGUGCUUGCUCCCCAAUAGCGCCACUUUUCUCCAUUCCAGAGAUCAACACUUUUGAUGCCGUCCUUGUUCCCAGUGCCAAACUGAGCCACCCAACAGCCAGCCGCCCUAAAGUACCAGGGAAGAGGCCACCCAGCCAGCUGAUGACCAGCUCACUGGUGAGUUGUUGCCACUCCCUGCCCACCCCCAGCCAACUGUUCUCAAGGAAGGAGGAAGAGAGCUGUUAAAGGGAUAGGAUCUUGUGCCUUUUUAAACAGCGGCUUCAGAGUAGAGGAAGCAAAGCAUGUGCUCUAUGUGCAGCUUCCCUCGUGCUCGAUCUGGAAGCUGCAGUUAGUGCAGAAUGCUGCAGCAUGAUUGCUGUCAGGAGUGAGACCUCAUCCACAUGCAGCACCUGUGCUCAGAGAUCUGCACUGGUCACUGAUUUGCUACCAGGCCAUGUUCUAGGUGUUAUUGGUAUAUAAUGCCCUGAACAGCUUGGGACACGUUUACCUGUGAGAUUGCCUUACCCCAUAUACACCUGUUUCGAUCUGCAGAACUGGUACUGUCACAGGUGCCAUGUGAUGCCUGCUCUGCAUUUGUAAAAAAUCAAACUUUUAGUGUGGCUGCACCUACACUUUAGAACCCCUUGCCUAUUGAUAUCAGACAGGUCCCUUCGCUGCACUCUUUUCGGCAACUGCUAAAAACAUUUUUUGUUUAGGAAGCCCUAUCCAGAUGUGCAGGAUGUUGGUGUGUGUUGCAAUCUGCUUUUAGUUUAUUGCUUUUUUAAUGUUCUACGUAGUUGCUUCUAAUUGUUUUAACUGAUAAUUUAAUUAUUUUAUUCUGCUCAUAAACCACUUUGAGGUUUUUCACAACUGAGUGGUGUAUAAAUUUUGUGAAAUAUAAAUUAAAACAUGCAUAUUUAAAUACAAAUUAAAACAUGGCUAGUCUUGAUGAUGGCUGUCACCAAAUCUCUCUCUCUCUUAUUGGCUGUUGCAGGAUGAGAUGGGAUCAACCCAGCCCUCAAGCUCCACAGAGAAAGCUAAAGGCCCUGAACUGGUGAGUUAUGUGAGGUAGCAACACAAUAGGCUUAAACUGGUUUGAACAGUCGUGUGGUCCAUGGUUUCCACCUCCUUUCUGGGUACCAUUUUCAGGAUCUUAGCCCAGAAAAGAGAAGAUCGAAAGGUGACAUGACUGUCAUCUUCAAGUAUCUGAAGGGCUGUCAAAUGGAGGAUGGAGCAAGCUUGUUUUCUGCUGCUCCAGAGGGGAGGACCCGAACCAAUGGAUUCAAAUUAUAAGAAAGAAAAUUAUGAUGAAACAUUAGGAAGAACUUUUUUAGAGUAAGAGCUGUUCAACGGUGGAACAGACUCCCUCAGAAGGUGGUGGACUCUCCUUCCUGGGAGGUUUUUAAACAGAAGUCGGAUGGCCAUCUGUUGGGGAUUCUUUAGCUGAGAUUCCUGCGUUGCAGGGGGUUGGAUUGGAUGACCCUUGGGGUCUCUUCCAAUUCUACAAUUCUAAGAUUCUCUGAUUGGUGGGCUUAACCCUCCAUUGCCUGCCUUUGUUUUACUAUGGGGAUUGGGAGCCUUGGCCCAUGGAGGAAUUGAAGCAUCAGCCCCUUCCAACCCUCUCUGUCCUGUAUCUGUCUCUCCCCUGGCAGCUGAAGGAGCAGUCCAGUUACACCAGAGAAGAACCUACAGCUCUAACCUGUGAGGCGUCACAAACAGAGGAACAGCCAGCAUCUCUGGAUGAUCUCAAGGCAGAGCUCCGGUCUCUGAGGACCAUGAUGGACCUGAUGCGUGCACAGCAUCGGUGAGGUGGGCCAGCGGUGGGCAGGUUCCUCUUCUCUUCCAGGCAGAGAUUCCAGAAGCUCUGGAGAAACCUCUCCUGCCCACAACAGUGGACAAGCACAAAGCAAUGUCACAAGUCAUACAUUCGGCUUGGUGGUGUCAUUGUUCAUCUGUUCAGGGCCUUCCUGAAAGAAGCCUUCCUGGUGCUUUUCAGCUGUCUUGAUCUCCAACUCCUAUCAGCCCCAGCCUGCACAACUGUACUCCCACCAACCUUAGCAUCAUGCAGCUGUGCCGGCUGGGGCUGAUGGGAGCUUCACAACACCAGGCUGGGGAAGGCUGGCUGUAGCUAACUUGUUAGUGUGUGUUUGUACAUUUCUUGAGGAUUCUCCCACAACAAUGGGGUGGAGGAGAGCUGGUCCUCUGUUUCCCCGCCCCCUCCAAAAUUCAUGCCUCUCCUUCCUCUUGCAGGAAAGACAUGGAGGAUCUGAAGGUGGAGAUGGGACGUGAGCAGACCAAGCGGGCCGCCUUACAGGUAGGAAAUGGCUUUGGAGGGAGAAAGAAUUGCUGUUGGGAUACAUAGCCAAAGCCAAGCAGGGCCGGCCUUUGGCCCUUACAAUGGGGCAGCUGCCUCAGGCCGCAGAUUUUGGAGGUCAUGAAAGGCUGAAAACUGUUGUUUAAUUUAUUGGUGGUGGUGGGGUUUAUAUCCAGGAAGAGAUAAAUGUAGGGUUUUCUGCCUAGGGUGUUGAAAUAAACUUGACCAGCCGUGACUGGGGGAAGUACAGCCAUUUUUCUCCGCUGCCACAGGCUGCACAAUGCCUUGCUGCUCCUGUGCUUGGAUUUGGGGAGCUGUGCAUGACUCACUUUUGUUUGUUCCUUCCUUUGCAGGCAGAAAUUGAGUGGCUGAAACAGACGGUGCCUGUACCUGGGUCACUGGACAGUAAGCGCCACGCACCUGGAAGUGGAGCCAUAGAGCUGGCAGGCCCUGGCAUCCCAUCCUCACAUACUCCCAACACUCCCUCCGCAAUCUCUACCAAGGACUGAAUAAGCUGCACUGCUGCAGCUUCUCUCUUGGCUUAUCACUAUUGAACUCUUAGCUGAAUCUGUACCUUUUUUGUGUGUGGGGGGGAGGAUACCCCUCUGCUCCACAGCCUGUGGCCUUCCCCAUCUCAGCCACAUCCAGAGAACCAUAUUGAUGUGUGACUAGCAGUGCCUGACGCCACCCAUUUGUACUUUCCUCCUCCUGCUUCAGGUGGCUGCUCUGUGGCUGAGGACACCUUGCGCACUGGGAUGGUCCAGCAGCAGUUACUAUGACAAUGGUGCAGUGGGUGUUUGUCAAGUGAAACCAAAGGUGAUCAACACACCUUUCUUUCCUGCCCCCAUGCCCUCCUGCAUCCCCCUCCAUAUUGGCCCACAAACAUCAACUAUGGGUUCAGUUAAUUUUUUACCCUCUGAAGCCAGGCCACGGCUAACUGGGCUAGCUUGUGGCACAUGAAAUUUGGCUUGGCUGCCAUAGUUUCUCCAGCCAAUGGGCUAAGAUGCUUCAGCCACCCAAGAGUUCUUACAGAUCAAGCGACGGCUUUCACUGGAUGGAGCUAAACUGUUUUGGAAGCAGUUGGUUUUCUUUGCAAUGUGGGCAAACAUUUUCAGUCUCCCUUCAGAAGCAGUCAUAUAGCUUGCCAUAGGCUGCACCAACUUUCUCCAACCCUAGUGCCUUCCUGCUGCCAUGGACUACAUCAGCCUCUGCCUAGGUUGUCCUCUUCUUAAUAUGUCCCCGUGGGGAGCAGUAGAUAAACUGCCCAGUCUCUUUUUCAACUGCCCCAGGACAGGCAGAGAAGCAUGUCUGAAGAAAUCUGACUCACUCAUGGACAGUUCCUUAUACAGUAGAUGAAAAUACUCAAAACUCUUUAUGCAUAACUUUUUAACAUUUAAUUUAAAAUAAAAAUAUUUUUCUAUGC
Podarcis lilfordi (Lilford's wall lizard) is the source of this 27114-nucleotide messenger RNA. NCBI's taxonomy places the organism in Eukaryota, Metazoa, Chordata, Lepidosauria, Squamata, Lacertidae. The record is from the annotation of a GenBank genome assembly.